CUCUCUCUUUCUUUCCCCCCCUCUCUCUCUCUCUCUCUCUCUCUCUCUCUCUGUACAUUUCCAUUUUUCCGAUAGAAGGUUAUCUUUUAUUUACGUCUAUUCAGAAUUUUGAUAAGAACAAAUUGAUUUUUUAAUCAUGAUUCGUAUAUCUGUGCUCGACAACUAGACAUUGUUUUAUAAUUAUUUUAAAUGUCAAUGAACAAGAAUAGUUGUAUAUAAAUAUAUAAAUAUAUAAAAAAGCGUAGUGAGAAUUGCGAAUUGAGAAGAAAGGAAAAAAGAAAAGAUUUUUAAGUACCUGACGGCCAUACAAGACUCCAUUCAUAUAUUAUGAAUGUGUUAUAUACUAGAGUAAAAAAAAGUAUAUCUAAUAUUACGUUAGCGGAAAUAUUAAUAUGACUCAUUGUCAGUUAUUGCUAAUUUUACAUGACGAGUUGAAUAUAUAUCUAUAGCGAAUAUUGUAUUUUUCACAUUCGAUCAGAUUUAGUAUCAGAUUUAGUUUCGCUAAACCAUUCAUUGCUCGUGAAUAAUCGCCAAAUUAUCGUAAGAAAGAAAAUUUUUUUCAUGCUUGUACUUUUCCAAAUACAGAUGGAAUAUUUUUGGGAAAAACAUUAUUUUAUUUUACAUUGUAUAAGUUUGAUAAAAGUUUCUAUAUUAGAAUUUUUAUAAAGUGUAGAUGUUAAGCUCUUAGUUUAGCAUUGAUAAAUGGGGAAUAAAUCACGUUAACUAAAUACACAUUUUUAUUUUCUACUAAGAGCAUCUUUCUGUUUGCGUAUAAUAUUGUGCCAAAAUUCAAUUAAAUAGUAUACUAUACUCACGCGUCUUAGAAUUUCCAACGAGCUGUCAAAAUUUUUUUGAAAGAAAAAAGAAAUGAAUAUUAUUUUAAUCGUGCAUAUUGCGCAAAUAUUUUAGUUACUUUAGUUAAAGUUACGGAGUGUUUUUUCUGAAAUAUAGCAUGUUGAGCAAUAGCCUUAUUUCGUUACUUAGAUUUUGGAACGAUAUUACAUGUAAUUUAAUGAAUGAUAUUACAUCUAAUAAAAUCAGGUUUUACAAUUAUGGUACUUAUUGUGUAACAGUAAAAAAUUAUAUGAUAUGUUUAUAUCGUAGAAUAAUUUGUCUGCGUCUAUAAAAAAAAAUAUACAAAACAAUGUAAUUUGUACUUCCUUACACACACACACGCACACACACACACACACACACACACACAUCAAUUGUAUAUUUAAAAUUAAUAUAUGUAUAGUAAUAGGGGCAAUACUUGUAUGUACUUGUACGUAUAUAGCGUAUGUAAUGUGUAUGUGUACAUAUACAAACGUGCAUACAUAUAUGUCCAAAUAAUAUAUAUGUAUGUAGGUAUGUAUAUAGAAUAUAUAGUAUUAACAAUGUAAAAUGUUAUUACUAAAGUUUUGAUGUAACGAGGAUAUUAUAAUUUGCGAUGUAUACAUAUACCGUGAUAUCGCAAGGAGCAAAGUACAAAAUGAUUAUCUGCAGUUAUGUUACAAGUUGUUCGUUGUCUAUUAUUUUUGUUAUUAGGAAUUUCGUGGACCAAAGUAUCGUGGAGUAACAUAUAUAGCAUCUCAUUGAUAUAUACUUCCUGAUAUGAAUGUAAUACCUACUUAUUGUUAGUGAAAAAUAAACCGUUAUAUAUUGGCCAAAAAUUACUUAUUUGGUAAAAUUGGUCUACUAUGCGCGCACGCGUAUUAUAACCAUUACAGCAGUGACUGCGUUCCGUUAAUCAUUGCGAGUACUGAAAACUAUAGUUUACGUUAGUUUACGUAUACUAUAGAUUUUUAGUACUCGCGAUGAAUAACGGAAUGCAGUCAGUAUAGGCUACUAUAGGCUUCUAUUAUCAAAAGAGUUUCCAUGGUGACAACAGCAAACAAAGCGAAAAUCGAACGAGUCGACAAUGGAUAAGUAUUUCUGACCGGUCGUUAUCACGGUCUUCAACAAUUAAUUGAGCAAUCUGGAAUCUGUGCAACGCAGUCAUGAAAAUUAAUAUGCGUACAUUUUUCGAACGUGAAAAAAAAUUGCAAUUAACAUUUUUUUCGAUAAAGUAAUAAAGUUUAUAUGUGUGAUUCAUUUGGCGAACCAUUAUUAUCAUAUUAUCAUAAAAGUGUUUGCGUUCUAACGUACGACGACGAUAUUAUUAGCGACGAAACAAAAAAAUAAAAUAUGGAUAAUGUAACAUAUAAUAAGGCGGAAAAUAAAACUGCAUUCUUGGCUACCAACGCGCUUAAAACACCAUCGUGGUUGCUGGAGAUGACCGACAAUAUAGAAAAAAUUAAUAUAAAUAACGAUGCCAAAUCGCUGCAAAUGGAAACAUUUUUAACAAUCGAUGAGCAGCAUGAUUUUAAGAAUAUUACCAUCAAGGAAAGUGACGAUAAAAACAAUCAACCUAGCAGCUAUCAAUCAAGCUUAAGCGAUCUUUAUUUCGAUAGUAAUAUUAAAUUACAAACAUCUACGAGCAAAUCACUGCCAAAUACACCAAAGAAUGAACAAGUACAAGUUAAACGGAGAAAAAUGCGCGCUUGUUCUGCUGUUGUAAAUGCAAAGCAUCGUACAAAGGAUGAUUUUCAUGGAUUGGAUGCAUACUUGGAAAGAAAGCAGAUGGAAAAGCAGGGCACGUACUUGACAUCCGAAAAUUAUAGCAACGAUAAGACUCCCUAUGAGGAAUCUUAUUUUGAAUAUCGAAUAUCAAAUAUCUCGAAUCAUGCAGAUUUGCGAUUGCAUUUCCCAGAUGACAAUUAUCUCGACAGUUCUGCAUUUAGUGCUGCACAGAACGAAGGAAAGCCGAAAUUAUCUGAUAAAAUUUACAGAAAUUUUAUUAUUCCUGAACUUCCAUCCGGAGAUUCGUUGGUCAUUGAUAUUCUCUCUACUUGGGGCGACAAACAUUACGUAGGCCUCAAUGGUAUUGAAAUUUUUUCAAAUACCGGAGAACCAGCCAGAAUAAAAGAGAUACGUGCACAUACGACAAUUAAUCAACCAUUGAACAAUGAUCGUAAUCCUUAUAUUAUAAACAAUUUAAUUAACGGCAUUAAUCGAACGAGAGACGAUGCAAAUUUAUGGCUAACACCUUAUUCAAAUGGUGACCAUCAUUAUGUUUACAUGAUAUUUGAAUUUACAAUUACAAUAGCAAUGAUCAGAAUAUGGAACUAUAAUAAAUCCAGAAUACAUUCCUUUCGAGGAGCUAAAGACGUUAUUAUUAAAUUGAAUGAUAUUAUCAUUUUUUACGGAGAAAUUGCUAAAGCUUCAGGGGAUGACAUCGGUAGCCUCGAUUCUUUUGGAGAUACUAUAUUAUUUACGACGGACGAAAAUAUUCUGGAAUUGAUAUCAAAACAUGAUAAUACAUUCAUAGAACUCAAUAAUGGGAUGUCAGAUUAUGAAGAGAAAGAAAUAAUUCGUCCGAUAACAGCAACGACGAUUAAUGACAUUAUUUCAGCGAGACGUAAUGAUAAUAGUAAUGAUUCCAUUGAGAAUCUUUCUCCUAACGCAUAUAUCAAUAGCAGAAUUUACGAUCCCCUUACCGCCGCUAUAUCUUGCAGAGAGAUUCAAUUAAUUAUCAUUUCUAAUUGGGGUUUACAACAUUUGGUUGGCCUUACCGGUAUAGAAUUAAUUGGGGAUCAAGGUAUAGCGAUUCCGUUAGUAAACGCCAACUUGCAUUGUAACGUGGUUGAUGCGCGAGAUUUAACGAGACUGAUCGAUGGACACAAUGUUACAACCGAAAUGGAUUACAUGUGGCUAACGGAUCAAACGUUAAAUAAGAGCAUUACGAUUACUGUUACUUUCGAUACGGAUGUAUACCUAACAGGAAUGCGGAUUUGGAAUUACAAUGCAUCCCUGGAGUUGUCUUAUUGUGGAGUAAGAAUGCGUUCGAAAGAAAACAUUGCAAUGAUCGCGCAACGAUUAAUUAAACGAGAGAUUCUACUUGCACAGGUAAAAGAGUUGUUAAUUAAAUUAGACGGUAAACAGCUACAUGACGAGAAUUCUGAUGGCUUCCUGUUAAGACGCGCGCCAGGAUCUUGCCAUUAUGAUUUUGUCCAAGAAAUUAGUUUUCUUCAUCCACCUACUCGAGAACACUUUACGGAUCGUAUCACCAAUCCAAUUAAAUCGCCUGAAGAACUUGAGUCUUUGGAUUCCAAUUACGAAGCUCCGUCGAUGCCACGAGGAUUUGUUUAUCAAAUAAUAAUUUUCUCUACGUGGGGUGACUCCUACUAUGUUGGCCUCAAUGGGAUACAAAUAUAUGACAAUUAUGGAAACGAAAUCAAAUUAACCACAGAUAAUGUAGCCGCAUUUCCCGAAAGCGUUAACAUAAUAGAAGGAAUAGAUAACGACAUUCGUACACCGGACAAACUUAUCGAUGGGAUAAAUGAUACUCGAGACGGACGGCAUGCCUGGCUAGCUCCUAUACUUCCUGGACAAACAAAUCGUGUGUAUUUAAUAUUUUAUCAUCCUAUUAUGGUAUCUAUGAUCAAAAUCUGGAAUUAUGGGAAAACCUCACAAAGGAGAGUUAAAGAAUUUGCCAUACUAGUAGACGACUUGCUAGUUUACAAUGGAACGCUAGAUAAACAUAAUUUGUACGGAUUAGUAACGUUUGUAAAGGAAAGCAGCAAUGAGAAUCUGGUGAAUCGCUCGGAGCAAGAAGGUUGUCUUUUAAACUUGCAAAGAAAUACCUCAGGUACUAAUUCAUUACCAGAUCCAUCCCUUCGGCCACAUACAUCUUUACAAUUCAAAUAAUCGUAACGCUACAGAUAUAUUUAACAUAUAUAAAAAUUGUAUACCUAUAUAUUUUUAUACUUGCGGACUACUGAUUGUGAGACUACUUUGAAACUUUUUCCACGUUUAUAUUAGGAAAAUCCCGUUUAAACAUCUAAUUAACGACUACAAUAGCAUACAUAUAUAUAACAAUGUAUAAUAAUAUCCAUAUAUUGUCGUACGUUUUUGUAAUAACCAUCCCAUAUGAAUGUCAGAUAUACAAAUGUUGUUUAUCUUAUAAAAACAAUAAAAAAGAAUUAUAAAGAGA
Messenger RNA from Wasmannia auropunctata (little fire ant), 5014 nucleotides. RefSeq lists its product as uncharacterized. The record is from RefSeq and is a predicted model, not a curated record. The coding region runs from base 2167 to 4728 and encodes 853 amino acids. NCBI's taxonomy places the organism in Eukaryota, Metazoa, Arthropoda, Insecta, Hymenoptera, Formicidae. The transcript has 13 exons.